Molecule: messenger RNA, 341 nt
Organism: Acaulospora colombiana
Lineage: Eukaryota; Fungi; Glomeromycota; Glomeromycetes; Diversisporales; Acaulosporaceae
Source: the annotation of a GenBank genome assembly
AUGGAACGUAGCCCUUCUUCAUCGUUGUACAUCAACCACUCUCCCCAGGGAAGUCGACAAAACAUUUUGGCGUCCUCUUCCUCGCCAAAACCAAGGGUCGAAAGUGAAACAACUUCAACUUCUGACCAGGCCCUUCAGUACGCCACGAAGGAAAUGAUCUUGGAAAAUUUGUUCCAGACACCGAACGGAAUUUCUGACAACUGGGAGUAUCGUCUCGAAGUCGCGCAACAACCGAUUCGAGCGCGCAUGUGCGGAUUCGGCGAAAAGGAUCGCCGUUCCAUCUCGCCCCUGCCGUUCGUCAAGCUACAUAUCACGGAAAACAGUAGGCCUGUGAACAUAGA